This is a messenger RNA of Capronia epimyces CBS 606.96, 1282 nucleotides long. RefSeq lists its product as uncharacterized. The record is from RefSeq and is a predicted model, not a curated record. Bases 1 to 1104 code for a protein of 367 amino acids. Gene Ontology annotation, molecular function: protein binding. NCBI's taxonomy places the organism in Eukaryota, Fungi, Ascomycota, Eurotiomycetes, Chaetothyriales, Herpotrichiellaceae. The transcript has a single exon.
AUGAAUGCACUACGCUCCCUCAAAGAUCGCAUCUCAUCACGACUGCGGCGAAUCGUGUGCCUGAGUCCACCUCCACCCUCGGUGCAAGUCCAAGCCAGACGAAUCUCGACCUUGGAGAGGUUGCCAGUCGAACUUCUGCUGUGUAUCGUCUCCUUUUUGCCAACGAGCUCUGUUGCCUGUCUAAGCCUGACCUCGAAAUGGCACCACGAAGCCCUCUUGAACCAAUUUGAUCCAAAAUGGCGAGACGACGAUACAGAAAAAGCACGCUUCCUCCGGCUUCUCGAGGAGGACGUACCGGAGAUGAUGGUAUGCUGCUUCUGCAAUAUUCUGUACCGUUGGAAGAAAUCAUCGCGGUAUCUGCCGUAUCGGUGUCCUAACUGUUAUGAUUAUAAACGCCAUGACUAUACGUCCACGCGUGACGCACCUUGGUGCUAUAUCCAUAAACCCUAUAUCAUUGGACCCUUCCUGAUAUAUCGUAAUAUGGUCGACGCCUUCCUGAGAGGAUUCGCCAAAGGCCCGCGAUACGGUCCGCAGCUCGAAGAACUAAAUCACACUUCGAAGCCGGAGGUCGUUGCGCCUUUUCUCGAGGGCGUGUGUAUCAACAAGACGAUUGACGCUCGCGUUGUCAAAGGGAAGCUUUUACUUCACAGUAUUCAUACGCUAUCGGUAUCAUUACUAGCUCAACCAUCGAGCCCUCUGACUUCACGACUCGACCUGAGUCAAUUUGUCUCUGAUAGACUUUUACCUGCACUUUAUAAAUUCGAUCACGAAGCCCGCUGUAGUCAUACUAUGAACAGAGUGGGUGCGGCCAUUUUAUAUGCUGGCCGGCUCCGGCUAGGCUAUUACGGCGAUCGGACGAGAAGCCUGGAUCUGUUGAGCUGUGGACGCUGCGCCACCGACCUGCGAGUCCGGGUGGAACUGGACGGCGGCGGUACGCACGUCCAAAUUGAAGUCGAGACAUGGCAGUCUCUUGGAGGUCGGGACUCUGACAACAGGGACAAGGCAGAGGAUGCACAUUUCUCUUACCCACGUUUGUCUGAUGAGUCCUUUGAUAUCAAUCAUCCUCCUGUUCGCAACCUGGAGAAAUUUCAAAGGAGAAGUUGAAGGAGAGUGCGUAGGGUCGUGGUCCCCGAAUCCGCCUCGAACCCGCUGGAGCUGGCUCCAGUUGUGGGAGUGGUACUAUGACCGAACUAUGGGUGAAUUGCGCAGAUACGGUGUCCCCUGCAAUGAUGACAGGAUGCCAGCUGAUAUUCAAAACCAGGCGCUGCCCUUGCAAUGGUGA